AUGCGCCAACAAAAAUCCGACCCUCCGCGAAUAGCACGACAAUAUUCAACAUCAACACCGUUCCCAACAUCCCCCCGAUUCUCAUACCACAUCGCCGCCUCCUUCAUCGGCAAAGACCGCCCGUACGACCCGUCCACCCACAUCUUCCACUUCAAUCCAUACAACCGAAUCCAACCGCCCCGGCAUCGCCGGCCGUCCUCCCGCCCAGACUCCGGCCACGAUGCCUUCUUCGUCAGCCGCAUCAACGACUCUGGCUCCGUGGCCUUUGGCGUCGCAGACGGUGUAGGCGGCUGGGUUGAUUCAGGCGUCGACCCAGCCGACUUCUCCCACGGCUUCUGCGACUACAUGGCCGCCUCAGCGUACGAGCACGACCCGGCCAACAGUCCCCCACUCACAGCACGACGACUCAUGCAGAAGGGCUACGAUGCAGUCUGCAAUGACCGCUCAUUACACGCCGGCGGGAGCACAGCGUGCGUGGGAAUAGCAGCACCAGACGGAACAUUCGACGUGGCCAACCUGGGCGACUCGGGAUUCCUGCAACUCCGCCUCAAUGCUGUAAACGCCUACUCUGAGCCGCAAACACAUGCAUUCAACACCCCGUUCCAACUAUCCCUCGUGCCGCCGAGCGUGGCCGCGCGCAUGGCUGCCUUUGGAGGCGCCCAACUAAGUGACUUGCCUCGCGACGCCGACGUCUCCCAGCACUACGUGCGCCACGGCGACAUUCUCCUCUUCGCUACAGACGGCGUGCUAGAUAAUCUCUUUAAUCACGACAUUCUCAAAAUCGCAAGCCGCGUGAUGGUCUCCAGCGGCGCAUGGCAAAUGACCCCCUCUGGCGGCGUCCGCGUCGCCGACUCCAUCGAUUCACUAACGAAGCCCGCGAAUCUACCUGACGGCGAGUCGGAGGGUAAGCCCUCCAAAGCGGUAACUCUACAGAGUCUGCUUGCCACGGAACUAGUCGGCGCUGCCAAAGCAGCCAGCGUCAACACCAAGAUGGACGGACCUUUUGCAAAGGAAGUUCAAAAGUACUAUCCGCAUGAGCAGUGGCGCGGCGGCAAAGUCGACGACAUUUGUGUGGUGGUGGCUGUUGUCUCAGAGGACUCGAGUGGUUCUCGGAGCAAGCUGUAA
Molecule: messenger RNA, 1125 nt
Organism: Pochonia chlamydosporia 170
Lineage: Eukaryota; Fungi; Ascomycota; Sordariomycetes; Hypocreales; Clavicipitaceae
Product: 5-azacytidine resistance protein azr1
Exons: 1
Coding region: 1-1125 (374 amino acids)
Source: RefSeq, a predicted model, not a curated record